UGGCUAAUUAGAUUGAUGAACAGACGCAAGAGGGAAACACCGUGCAAGGGUCGUGUUACAUACGUUGGAAGUCAUCAUUUUCUGAAGAAUAACUGUCAAGGCUAUAUUAAACCCAGACUUCUACGAGGGUAUAAAUAUCAUCCAGAAACUUAUUUCAACAUCAGACACAUCUUAGUCGCUCUCAGCGGUUCACAUCAAGACGCAGCAUACUCUCCUCACAUCGAUAUGAAGGCCUUUAUUGCUGUUAUCUUCACCAUCUUGGCUAUGGUUAUUGUCUCGGCCCAAGAAGCCAAAAAGGAAAAUCUCCACAGCUCUGAAGCUAUCUACUUUGGCUCUCCCUAUGGUGCCUAUGGCACUUAUGGUGCCUACCCAUACGUCUCUGCUGCCGGUUACCCCGCUGUGGCUCCUGCUUAUCCUCCUGUGGCAAAUGGAUAUUCUGCUGCUUAUCCUUUCUACCGUUAAAAAGCACUUCAGAAGAACUGAGCACCUUUAUGAUGACACUGCUAAGACACUCAAACACAUCAUUAAUCUACUGAUGUUAUGAGAAUUGGUAACAAAUUCUCAACAACUAAUUACUGAUAGAAAUAAACUUACAAUUUAAACUGCUUCUGCACUUCACUGUAUCACUUAUAAUUCUAUAUAAUUAAAUGCUCUAAAUAAUUA
Molecule: messenger RNA, 663 nt
Organism: Zootermopsis nevadensis
Lineage: Eukaryota; Metazoa; Arthropoda; Insecta; Blattodea; Termopsidae
Source: RefSeq, a predicted model, not a curated record